Cylas formicarius (sweet potato weevil) is the source of this 2282-nucleotide messenger RNA. RefSeq names its product LIM domain only protein 3-like. NCBI's taxonomy places the organism in Eukaryota, Metazoa, Arthropoda, Insecta, Coleoptera, Brentidae. The record is from RefSeq and is a predicted model, not a curated record. The coding region runs from base 440 to 1225 and encodes 261 amino acids. The transcript has 5 exons. Gene Ontology annotation, molecular function: transcription coactivator activity; DNA-binding transcription factor binding. Gene Ontology annotation, cellular component: nucleus. Gene Ontology annotation, biological process: positive regulation of transcription by RNA polymerase II.
GUCGCGAGCUGAACGCGCACUGCGAGAGUGUAAGUCGACGCGCGAAGACGUACUGCUCCAUCUCUAAACGAACUACACGUUGAGUUGUUGACACGCCGUUGACGUCAAGUUUGUUGUUUCUAGCGAUAACGUUGUUUCCGAUAUUUUCUCGGUCGACGGGGGCGGUUGUUGUUUGUUUAUUUUUUUGGUGGGUGCGAUUUUGGUUUUCCGGGGACGCCGCCGCGGUUUCGACGACCACGCGACGCAGAAAAACGGCACGAAGAUUAAAGCGCUCCUGGAUGCCUACCAAAUCAGUUCGACAAGCAAACCCUUAAAAACUGAUCCAGUAAGGGCAACCAGAACUUCCUGAAACCUUAGGAGGUUACAAAGACGAAGCGGAAUGAAUUGAGGGUUUUCCCAAAACGCCACGGAUCGUCUCUGGGGUUGAACGACGAAGCGUAUGUACCGACCGAUUCAUCCGAGCACGUCGGUUGAGCGGACACCGCAGUCCCGGCUACCGACGUUAAUUGAAUUCUGUAUAAAGAGCAGGCCUAACGGGCCCAUGAUGACGAUGGACGUAUCGAAAACCGAAGCGGCGAAGCCCGGAAGCUCCGGGGGACCGCAGGAGUGCGCUGGCUGCUGCAAACCGAUCACAGAACGCUACCUGCUGAAAGCGCUCGACAUGUUUUGGCACGAAGAUUGUUUAAAGUGCGGCUGUUGCGACUGUCGAUUGGGCGAGGUCGGAUCCACCCUCUACACCAAGGCCAAUUUGAUACUGUGCAAAAGGGAUUAUCUGAGGUUGUUUGGAAAUACCGGCUACUGUGCCGCGUGCAGCAAAGUAAUACCCGCCUUUGAAAUGGUUAUGAGGGCCAGAAGCAACGUGUACCAUUUGGAGUGCUUCGCUUGUCAACAGUGCAACCACAGAUUUUGCGUCGGCGACAGGUUUUACUUGUGCGAGAACAAAAUUCUGUGCGAGUACGACUACGAGGAACGCUUAGUUUUUGCUAAUAUGGCAUACAACCCGCCCCCUCUAUCGCAUCUGAAAAGGCAAACGUCCAUACCGCCGACAGCGUUGCCGAAUCACCUCCUGAACGGUCACAGACCGAACCUUCCUCCGAGCAACGGUGACAUGAACAACAACAUGGCAGCUUCCGGACAACCGGCGCAGGGUUCGAUCGCGGGGCAAUCGUUCCCGAACGCGGGACAUUUGAAAAACGGCCAAUUGUCGUUAGGAACGCCGAGCUGAAAACUGUAAAUCUCCCUCGACUGUGAUGCCUUUACGUUUGUACGAUAUAACUGCGGUUACUUUUGUUUUUCCAUUUCUUGUUUCGUAUUUAAAAAAAUAUGUAUAUACGGUAUAAUAAAGUGUUUAUAGAAAUGCUCAAUGUAUAACGACUAAUCUAGUUUAUGUGCAAUAUGGCGCUCACGAUCUCGUACUGUCCAGCUAGUGGACGCUGUUAAAUGUGAUCUGAUUUCUGACUCGACUAGCUGUCCCUCAUGCGAGUUGGUAUUUUUGCGACAAGCUGUUUUUUUUUUUUAAUUCGAUUGUGGAUCCGCGUUUUCGUAACACUUUGUGCGUCGUAUCACUCGCGAAAACGCGGAUCCAUAAUAAUGAGAUAUUUUGUUAAUUUGUUAAAUAAUUUAAAACGUAUUUUUUUUAUUUUAAAUUCAUUUUGAUUUUUAUUUAAUAUACGAUGGAUAUUUAAAAACAACAAUAAAAUUGAGCUAGAUAAUAAAAUAAAAAAAAUUACAAAAUCAAAAUUUAUCGAAAACUUUGAGGUACACUCUUCCCAGAAUUAUCAGAGAAUAAAGCCAGACCCGCUUUAGAUUUCGUGAGAAAUGUUAAAGGUAUUUCUCGAUAAUUUUUUUUGUUACCCAGUUACAACUUUGGGGCGACUGUAUCUGUUUCUACCAUUUUACUUUUGGUCGAAUUUGAAGCGAAUAUGACAUCCUAUCCAGUUUGUCGCAAAACUAUUCCCUAACCAAUCCAAAAAAAAAAACAAAAACUGAAGAACUGCGAGGUAUAUAGGCUUUUCGGCUCGAAUAAAUGUUGAUGAUAAUAAAGUAGUUCAUAAUUAAAGAUGGAUUAUACUUACUUUUUUCUACUGUUGCCAUACUUCUCGUUCACUAUUAUUCCGUUUCUUUUUUAAUAUUUAGAUUUAUUGUAUAUAUACAUAACAAUUAAAACUCGUUCGAUUCAAUGUUUCCAGUAAGGUGCCAAUUCGGUUUAAUUCUUGUACAGUACAAAAUAAGAGUAUGAUUGAUUAUUAUACCAAUGAUUUUACCAAAGAAAUAAAAAAUAU